Molecule: messenger RNA, 820 nt
Organism: Mucor mucedo
Lineage: Eukaryota; Fungi; Mucoromycota; Mucoromycetes; Mucorales; Mucoraceae
Exons: 2
Coding region: 215-553 (112 amino acids)
Source: RefSeq, a predicted model, not a curated record
CACCUUCCAACCCAGAGCUCCAAAAUGCAAUCAUUUCGCUGGUAAAAGGGUGUGGUCUUGCAUUAAAAUGGGAGGUUCAACAACAAACUCUGACCAGAAUGGAAACGUAAGUAAAAUGAAAUAAGGAUGCUUGCCAUAAUACUUUGUUACUCACCCCCUUUAUUCAACCUUCUACAAAUGAUUUCAAGACUUGCAUGAAUUUCUUGUUGAACAGAUGGGUCAUAAGAACCUAUCGCGUGCCGUAUUUCGACCAGUUCAAGACUAUUUAAUCCAUAUUCCGCUCAUUAUCAGAAAACAAGGUCCUCUACGUGCUUACUCUAUAAGAACCAUGGAGCGUACUAUAAGAAAAUAUUCCAAACUGAUCAGAUCUAAUAGACAAAGUGAAAAAAACUCUAGUAAUAUCUUCGAAAAAAUUGCACUUCCGGCUUGUGUUGGGAGGGUUAUAGAUGAGUGCGUCUUAAAUUUAAUCACAACAGGACCGUAUGAUGGUGAAUCAAGCUUUGUUGAUAGCCCAGACGAUACUGAGGGAAGUCAAUUGUGGGAGCCUUUUUGACCAGUCGAGUUAUUGUGAAUUUGUUGAUGGAAGGUGUUCAAUAAGAGGUGAUCAUGAAGUCUUUAGACAAAUACUACCGACACCCGCUUUCUGAUCUACUGUUCACACUAGACAAUUAUACGAUUACAAUGACUGCACGCAUGUGGAAGGGAUCAGCUGUAUACGUGACUCAAAUUUACAGAUGGUAUACAAAAAAAGUGUCGCGUGGAAACCAGUAUGUCAUGUUCUACAGUCUAUAUCAGAAGUUACGAAAGGUGACGAAUCAAU